AUGAUUGGUUUCGUGUACAAUAUAGUGUGUAUGAUUCGUUGUAGAAGUCGAGAUGUGGUAGAGGAAGAAGAUGCAUACGUCGUUGGUUCAGGUACGUACUGUGGAGGUGGAACCGCGGAAAUGGUAAAGUUAGCGGCCUGCAAGCUACUGUAUUUUUCUUAUCGUUGCCAGUUUGAACCACUGAGGAACGGUUCAACAACCGAUAUCGGGUGGGGGUGCACGAUUCGUGCGGGUCAAAUGAUGCUCGCCCACGCUUUAAUGCGUUACAAGAACGGUGGCGGUGCUUCAUUUGAGGAUAGUAUUGUUCCUUCCCUAAAGCAAGCAACUCAGCACCUUUUCCAUGAUGAUCCUUCGGCACCCUUUGGUAUACAUGCCAUAACAAAUAAGGGAGUACAGCACGGCGCCCCUUGUGGUAGCUGGUUUGGUCCCACCCACGUGGCGGUAGUUAUGGGGGCCCUAAUGGAGGAUUAUCUUAGAAAUGGUGGCCAAGGCCCGGACGUGCUUGUUCUUCGUGACCGACAAGUGAUGGAAGAUGAGGUGAGGAAGAUACUCCUCCUUUCCAAACACGUGCUGUUGCUUAUACCCGUGAUGCUGGGACCUCAUCAUAUUUCUGAGGGGUACGCCAAGUUGCUGAAGCGUUGCCUUCGAAUGGAAAGCACUGUGGGUGCAGUUGGAGGGAAAGAAGGCUCUGCUUUCUUUUUCAUGGGCUAUCAGGGGGGAAAUCUCAUUGUCUUAGAUCCUCAUUAUGCGCAAAGCGCUUUUACGUGUUCCGAUACUCAAGGGAAGAUCUCAGGUGAAUGGUACACGUUGCCGCUGACCAGCUGUAGCACAUCAGUGCUGCUUGGGUUUUAUAUUCAUUCUCCCGACAGUUUUAGCCAAUUCACGGGCGAUAUCAAAGACGCAAACUCGUCAUUAAUAUUCCCCCUUAUUGAAGUCACUACGAGUGAUUGCGUGGGUCACAUCUUUAAUGAGGAUGACCCCGACGUUUGUUCGCUCGUGUCGUUUGGAGACGAGGAGUCUUCUGGAGCAUCCCAACCGGUUACCUAG
This is a messenger RNA of Trypanosoma brucei brucei TREU927, 1047 nucleotides long. RefSeq names its product peptidase, putative. Lineage: Eukaryota; Euglenozoa; Kinetoplastea; Trypanosomatida; Trypanosomatidae. Bases 1 to 1047 code for a protein of 348 amino acids. The transcript has a single exon. The record is from RefSeq and is a predicted model, not a curated record. Gene Ontology annotation, molecular function: protein-phosphatidylethanolamide deconjugating activity.